GCCUGUUGUACCGAAACGGAGGAGGGCGUCUCUCUGCUCCGUCGCCGAUCUCGCCUCCGCCGCGAAUCCCCCGAAACCGCGAGCAGAUUCGCGCCGGACUCGCGACGAUUUUUGAUGAGAUAAGCCCCCGGCCACCUCGGGGUUCGCGAUGCUGCGGAAGGCGGCCGUCGGGUUCCUCGCCUGCCUCGUGCUCUACCUCGCCUUCUCCUCCUACCUCCGUAGCCAGAGGGCUGCAUAUGUUCAGUUACCAGCAGUUACUCACAGGGUAUACCUGGACGUGGAAAUUGAUGGCCAAAAUAUAGGUAGAAUUGUCAUUGGUCUUUAUGGGGAAGUUGUGCCAAAGACAGUUGAAAAUUUUAGAGCCCUUUGUACAGGUGAAAAGGGUGAUGGGCCCAAGGGUAAACCUCUUCACUAUAAAGGAACACCAUUUCAUCGAAUCAUCCCAGGUUUCAUGAUUCAGGGUGGUGACAUAGUUAGAGGUGAUGGGAAAGCAAGCGAAUCUAUAUAUGGAGGCACCUUCCCAGAUGAGAAUUUCAGUGUGAAACAUACACAUCCAGGUGUUGUUGCUAUGGCAAAUUCCGGAACUGAUUCCAACGGAUCCCAGUUCUACAUAACCACAAUCAAGACAGGCUGGUUGGAUGGGGAGCAUGUGGUCUUUGGCAGGGUGAUUCAGGGAAUGGAUUAUGUCUACGCCAUUGAAGGGGGCGCAGGCACUUACAACGGCAAGCCGAGGAAGAAGGUGCUGAUCACUGACUCUGGUGAGAUACCCAAGGAGAAAUGGGGCGAGGAAGCAGACUGAGUCAUAGCCUAGUGCUAGAAAGGGGUUGAUGCCUUUCCACCCACCCAGGUUCAAGGCAUAGUGAUUGCAAUUUGGGUUCGUUGCACCAAUUAUACCGUAGGGGCCUCCCUUAUAGUCUUUCUGUCAAAAUGAAAACGGGGCGACUGAAAUUCAGUAGGCUGCUUGGCCUACUCUGUUGCCUACGGAUUUUGACACCGCGCGCUUUCGUGACCGGUUUUCUUCGCACACCAGCUGUGCUUCGGGCAGAGUUCUGAAUAUUGUACAUUGUAGCCAGCGUAUCGCAUGCCAAAACCUACUUGUAUCUUUUUUUGCGGGGUAAAACCUACUUGUAUCUGAUUAGUAGUGAUAUCCAUAUUACGCUA
Messenger RNA from Triticum dicoccoides, 1161 nucleotides. Its product is annotated as peptidyl-prolyl cis-trans isomerase CYP21-1-like. Gene Ontology annotation, biological process: protein peptidyl-prolyl isomerization; protein folding. Lineage: Eukaryota; Viridiplantae; Streptophyta; Magnoliopsida; Poales; Poaceae. The transcript is spliced from 7 exons. Gene Ontology annotation, molecular function: cyclosporin A binding; peptidyl-prolyl cis-trans isomerase activity. Gene Ontology annotation, cellular component: cytoplasm; intracellular membrane-bounded organelle. The record is from RefSeq and is a predicted model, not a curated record. Bases 149 to 799 code for a protein of 216 amino acids.